This is a messenger RNA of Carassius gibelio (silver crucian carp), 1166 nucleotides long. Its product is annotated as liver-expressed antimicrobial peptide 2-like. The record is from RefSeq and is a predicted model, not a curated record. The transcript is spliced from 3 exons. Bases 96 to 371 code for a protein of 91 amino acids. NCBI's taxonomy places the organism in Eukaryota, Metazoa, Chordata, Actinopteri, Cypriniformes, Cyprinidae. Gene Ontology annotation, biological process: antimicrobial humoral immune response mediated by antimicrobial peptide; defense response to bacterium.
AUAUAUACACAUGGUCAUUGCAAAGCUUAAGUAGUCAUCUGGACAUACCGGACAUACCGGAUCUGGACAUUUUGUGGGAAAUAACAUCACCAAAAAUGCAUCUGCUUCACUUUAACCUGGCAAAAUUUGGAUUUUGCACAUUAUCCUUGCUAGUGCUGAUGCACCAGGUAUCUACUCUGCCAGUAGUGACUCCUGAGGUGCAAUCAGAUCUCCGGUCAUCACAUGUACUUCACCGCAAGAUAAGAAUGUCCCCUCUGUGGCGAAUCAUGGGGUUCAAACCAUAUGGAGCCUAUUGCCAUGACAACAUAGAGUGUACCACAGGUUUAUGCAGGAAAGGUCACUGUUCAUUUAAUGAGCCUGUUCAUUCUUAGAGGAGUGGAAGCCUGAAAACUAUAUGCGUCAACCCGAUAUAUAUAUUUUAUGGCCAUAGGCUCUGUUUCAAGCACUUUAAUUUCUGAACUGUAUAAAGCGCUGUACAUGUACAGUGCAGAGCAUGUGGAGAAGUCGGACUUGAAAAGUUACAUCGGUUUCACUGUAUAUGAUUUAUGUUCAAGCCAUAAUUACUGGUUAUUAAUACAAUUGUGUUAAACAAGAAUUUUGGGGUUUGUGUUUGACUUUUUGUUGAGGUUGACUAAUUGCAAAAAAUACACAAUUAACAAAACUGUAAGUGCAUAGUAAAUAUACUUAGAUUGUAUUAAUCUGUAAGCAGGAUUUUUAAUUUAUGUAAUGUGUUAUUAAGAAUCACAAUGCUGUAAAAGUGCAUAAUUUAGAAUGCAGAAUCACUGGAAAUAUUGAGGCUAAAAUGUAUUAUAUAAUUAUAUUUGAUAGUAUAAAGGUACUGUAUUAAGCUACGCCAAUGCCUAUACAAAAGGCCUCAGUAGUGUCAAUUAAAAUCUAUACUCGGCUAGGCACAGGGCCAGUGAGAGAACGUGCACAGCCGCACAGGAUGCUCUAUAUUCAGAGAAACCCAGUUCUGAUGGCAAAGGGCCCUGAAGUCCCUCAGUAUCCACAUGUUGGUGAGAGGAGUAUUUGCACAAGAAUGUACUGUAACAGACUGAUGUCAUUGUACUGUGAACGACCUCCACAUGUACCCAGAUUGCAUGUUCUUUUUUCUGAUACAAGAGCAAAGUUUAAGUUAGUCAAAUAAAACACUAAAGAUACCAGUA